This is a messenger RNA of Microthlaspi erraticum, 1239 nucleotides long. NCBI's taxonomy places the organism in Eukaryota, Viridiplantae, Streptophyta, Magnoliopsida, Brassicales, Brassicaceae. The record is from the annotation of a GenBank genome assembly.
AUGAUAGAUGACUGCGGUUUGGUGGAUUUCCCGAGUCACGGAAACACAUUAUCUUGGCGAGGGAGACGAUGGGGAAAAAUAGUUAGAUGUCGGUUAGAUCGGGCUUUGGCUACAGAGGACUGGCACAAUAUCUUCCCGAAGUCACAUGUGGAAUAUUUGAAAAUGGUGGGUUCCGAUCACAGGCCGAUUCUAGCUACUAUCGACGAUAAGAUCCCGAAAGGGCGAUGUAAAUUUCGGUUUGCAAAAGAUGGAUCGGGCAAGACGGCUUCUCUGCAGCGAUUGAACGGGGAUGGACGGAUAAACGACAUAACCGGGAACUCAAAGGUCCAAAAUGACGAUCGUAGGACUCAAGAGGAACUAGUGGAGAUCACACAGAAGUUGAAGGAAGCCUAUCGAAAUGAAGAACAAUAUUGGAAGCAAAAAAGUAGAAAUUUAUGGCUUAAAGACGGAGAUUUGAACACUAAGUUUUACCAUGCAACCACAAAGCAAAGGAGAGCCAUAAACAGACUAGUCGGAUUACACAACAAAUCCGACGUUUGGGUGUCAGGAGAUAAAGAAAUAGAGAAGGUGGCAGUGGACUAUUUUACGGAGUUAUUUAUGACUACUUCACCAGAUAAUUUCACGGAGGCUCUGGAAGGAAUCACGGGUUUAAUUACGGAAGCGGAUAACACAUUACUAACCAGCCCAGCGACGGAGGAGGAAGUACGCUUGGCUCUAUUUCUGAUGAAUCCGGAGAAAGCGCCAGGACCGGAUGGGAUGAUGGCUCUGUUUUUCCAACGAUCCUGGCCACUGAUCAAAACGGAUAUGGUGGGGUUCAUAAAUGAUUUUUUAACAUCGGACAAGUUUGACGAAAGGUUAAAUAGGACGAAUAUAUGCUUAAUUCCGAAAACGGAACGACCAACCAGGAUGACGGAAUUGCGGCCAAUUAGUUUAUGUAAUGUGGGCUAUAAGAUAGUCUCUAAGGUUUUGUGUCAACGUUUGAAGAAGGUGCUACCUCAAUUGAUAUCUGAAACUCAGUCAGCCUUCGUACCGGGGAGACUCAUUUCGGAUAAUAUACUGAUAGCGCAAGAGAUGUUUCAUGGGUUACGAACAAAUAAGUCUUGUAAAGGAAAAUACAUGGCGGUUAAGACGGAUAUGAGUAAAGCCUACAUAUCGGGUCGAAUGGAAUUUUGUGGAGGCAACAAUGCGGAAAAUGGGGUUCUCGGAACAAUGGAUCAGAUGGAUAAUGAGAUGCAUUAA